GCGAUGUCGAUGCACCGACGUAAUUCGACUCGAGCGAACAUCAUUCGCUCUCUAAUCUCUCGUUCCUCUGAUAUAAACGUGAAAAUAAGAAACAUUCGUUAUUGUUACUCCCGUUAAUCCUUAUUUUCGUGCGCAGCGUUUCGCGCACGAACGUUUCGCAUUCUCGGAAAUCCUGAGAGAUGAUGCUGAUCGAAGACGCGUCACGUUUGCAAUUUCACAUUAUGUACAUAUUAAGCGGCACGUUUCCGAUAUGAAAAAUAUAUAAAUCCGUGCAUCUCUCUUCCUGGCGAGUUCUUUAAAGGUCACUUUUUAAAGUUAUCGUUUCGCGAGAGUCGAAGAGACGCGGUUUAUUAAGCCGGAGUUCUCCGAAAGACACAUCAUUGAGAGAUGAGCCGCAUAAUGAGUACAACUCCGAAGAUUCUGCUUCUUCUUUUACCACUCGGAAUCAUACUAUUAAUUGCGGCGGUACAGCAGUCAUGGAACGAUUCUGGAUAUGCUGAUAAUAUGGAAGAAGAGAACGUUGCACCGCACGAACCGCAGAUAAUCCGUCAUCAACGAGCAAUUUGGCCCGCCAUUAUACAUUAUUGUAAGAUAAAUCAGUAUUACGAUUAUGACGAGGGACGCUGCCUGGGCGUGCCAGGAGGCGGCAAGGUGCUCCACAUUGAGAACAGACGAUCAUGUGGGCUCAACGUACUGAAGCCGCACUGUCGAAGCUCCCUGUACUAUCACAUUUGCAAGCGCGACAAGUCGCUCCUGGCGCAGUGCGCGAGCAGGCAGAUCUUCGACAGUCGUCUACAGCGAUGCGUCUACUACGAGUCGAACAGAUUGGCUCCUAACGUCAUUUUGCCGGACAGCUUCAUGUAUUACGACCACGUUAACGUGCCAAGCUGCACGAGAGCCGGUCGUUUCCCCGUGCCCGGUCACUGCUCCAUGUUCUACACGUGCGACACGAACGGACAUCGGCUCUACCAGAGCGUCUUCAGAUGUCCGCAGAACACGGGCUACGAGAUGGACAGGGGGGUCUGCAACGUUGUGUCGGGCUGCGUGAACGAUAAUUCGGUGGACACCACAGUUUGUGUUCCCAACGCGCCGGGCGAGAAUGUAGCAUUUCCGAGUCUCGUUGAAGCUGCGGAAGGAAACGUGAAAGGAAACUCCGAAAUACUCGAGCAGAGUACAUCCAGCGCGGGUCCUAUUGUAGAAAGAGAGGAAGUUGUAAACUCAAAGACUUACGAUGAUGAUGUUGUCGUCCCUGUAAGUACAAUAGGCACAUCGCCUGAGAUUAAUUAUAACAAUAAUAACGGUGAUACGGAAGUGCCGAGUAGUAGCGUGAGCUCGUCGAAUCCGGUCGAGGAAGAUUUGGUUCCUGAUGGUAUCGACGAAAGGAUAACACACAGCCAAACUCCGAUUCUGCCUGAAAUCGUGCAAAAAGUAUCUGACGAAGGACAAAACGGGGAAGAUAAAUCGUCGUCGUCAUUAGGUUUAAAGAUUACGUCGCCGGCAGAAUUCAAUGACGCGCCGCAUUCCGUCACGACUUCCGUGACCUCAAUCGAACCGGAGUAUCGCAUGUCGAAUACCGACGUCAACAGUGAGAUAACCGACACUGCGUCGUUUCCUUCGGACAGCUACCUGUUAACAAAAUUAGGCAAAGGAAUACAGGGUGUGACCACGGAUAAUGUCGAAGACGGCGCGGCGACGUUAUCGAAUUUCAACACCAAAGCGUCCGAUUCAUAUCCAUCGACAAUAAGUAAUGCACCAGAGAUAGCAGAAAUCCCUCCAAUUAGCGAUGUACCGUCCAAGAUAGAUGACGAAUUGCAAGAUGCAGUUACGCAGCAAUAUGAAAACAACGAAGGCAGCGCGGCGAUGCCAUCGAAUUUCAAUACAGACUCGAGUGAUUUGUAUUCGGCACCAAUAAUGAGUGAUGUACCAGUUUCUUUUCCAACCAGCAAUAUGUCACCGAAUUUAGACGCACAAUUGCAAGAUAUAGGAACGGAAUAUAAAAAUAAUGAAGGCAGCGUAUUAACGCCAUCAAAUUUUGAUACGGAUUCAGUUGAUCUGUAUUCUGCACCAACAGUAAGUAAUAUACCAGAAUCCUUUUCAAUCAGCAACUUAUCGCCGAAGAUAGAUGCAAAAUUACAAGAUGCGGCAACGGAACAGAAUAAAAACGUUGAAGCUAGCAUAUUGAUACCAUCGAAUUUUAAUAGAGAUUUGGUUGAUUUGAAUCCGGCAUCAACAGUGAGUAAUGUACCAGAGUCUUCUUUAAUCAGCGACGUACCAUCGAAAAUAAAUGAAGAUGUGGCUGCAGAGCAAUAUGAAAAUAAUGAAGACAGUGCAGUUAUACCAUCAAAUUUCAAUACGGAUUCGGUUGAGUCGAAUCCGGUACCAGCAAUAAAUAAUUUACCAGAAUCCUCUUUAAUUAGCGAAUUACCAUCGAAAAUAAAUGAAAAAACGCAAAAUGCAGCUACGGAGCAAUAUGAAAAUAAUGAAGAUAGUGCAGUUAUACCAUCAAAUUUCAAUACGGAUUCGGUUGAGUCGAAUCCGAUACCAGCAAUAAAUAAUUUACCAGAAUCCUCUUUAAUUAGCGAAUUACCAUCUACAAUAAAUGAAAAAACGCAAAAUGUAGCUACGGAGCAAUAUGGAAAUAAUGAAGACAGUGCAGUUAUACCAUCAAAUUUCAAUACGGAUUCGGUUGAGUCGAAUCCGAUACCAGCAAUAAAUAAUUUACCAGAAUCCUCUUUAAUUAGCGAAUUACCAUCUACAAUAAAUGAAAAAACGCAAAAUGUAGCUACGGAGCAAUAUGGAAAUAAUGAAGACAGUGCAAUUAUACCAUCAAAUUUCAAUACGGAUUCGAUUGAGUUGAAUCCGAUACCAGCAAUAAAUAAUUUACCAGAAUCCUCUUUAAUUAGCGAAUUACCAUCUACAAUAAAUGAAAAAACGCAAAAUGCAGCUACGGAGCAAUAUGAAAAUAAUGAAGACAGUGCAGUUAUACCAUCAAAUUUCAAUACGGAUUCGAUUGGGUUGAAUCCGAUACCAGCAAUAAAUAAUUUAUCAGAAUCCUCUUUAAUUAGCGAAUUACCAUCUACAAUAAAUGAAAAAACGCAAAAUGCAGCUACGGAGCAAUAUGAAAAUAAUGAAGACAGUGCAGUUAUACCAUCAAAUUUCAAUACGGAUUCGAUUGAGUUGAAUCCGAUACCAGCAAUAAAUAAUUUACCAGAAUCCUCUUUAAUUAGCGAAUUACCAUCGACAAGAAAUGAAAAAACGCAAAAUGCAGCUACGGAGCAAUAUGAAAAUAAUGAAGACAGUGCAGCGAUACCACCGAGUUUCAAUGCAGAUUCGAUUAAUUUGGAUUUAGAACCAACAGUAAGUAGUGUAUCAGAAUCUCCAAUUAGCGAAUUGCCAACGAUAAAUGAAGAAAUGAAAGAUGCAGCUGUGGAACAAUAUAAAAACAAUGAAGACAGCGUAGUAACGCCAUCGAAUUUCAAUACGGAUUCGGUUGAUUUGUAUCCGACAUCGACAUUAAUUAGUGCACCAGAAUCCUCUUUAAUCAGUGAUGUACCAUCAACGAUAAAUAAAGAAAUGCAAAAUGCAGCUAUGGAGCAAUAUGAAAAUAAUGAAGACAGUGCAAUGAUGCCAUCGAGUUACAAUACAGAUUCGAUUAAUUUGGACCCGGCACCAGUAAGUAAUUUACCAGAAUCUUCUCCAAUUAGCGAAUUACCAUCGACGAUAAAUGAAAAAAUGCAAAAUGCACCUACGGAGCAGUAUGAAAAUAAUGAAGACAGUGCAGUGAUGCCAUCGAGUUACAAUACAGAUUCGAUCAAUUUGGACCCGGAACCAACAAUAAGUAGUGUAUCAGAAUCUCCAAUUAGCGAAUUGCCAACGAUAAACCAAGAAAUGCAAGAUACAGCUAUGGAGCAAUAUAAAAAUAAAGAAGACAGCGCAGUGACGUCAUCGAAUUUCAAUACGGAUUCGGUUGAUAUGGAUCCGACAUCGACAUUAAGUAGUGCACCAGAAUCUUCUUUAAUCAGUGAUGUACCAUUGACGAUAAAUAAAGAAAUGCAAAAUGCAGCUACGGAGCAAUAUGAAAAUAAUGAAGACAGUGCAGUGAUGCCAUCGAGUUUCAAUGCAGAUUCGAUUAAUUUGGACCCAGAACCAACAAUAAGUAAUGUACCAGAAUCUCCAAUUAGCGAAUUGCCAACAAUAAAUAAAGAAAUGGAAGAUGCAGUUACGGAACAAUAUAAAAGUAACGAAGACGGUGCAGUGACGUCAUCGAAUUUCAAUGCAGAUUCGAUUAAUUUGAACCUGGCACCAACAGUAAGUAAUUUACAAGAACCCUCUUCAAUUAGCGAAUUACCAUCAACGAUAAAUAAAGAAAUGCAAGAUGCAACUGUGGAACAAUAUAAAAACAACGAAGACAGCGUAGUAACGCCAUCGAAUUUCAAUACGGAUUCGGUUAAUCUGUAUUCGGGUUCAACAGUAACUGAUGCACCAGAGUCUUUUCCGAUCAGUGAGGUGACACCAAAUAUAGAUGAAAAAAUACAAGAUACGGAGCAGUAUAUGAACAACGAAGAUAGCGCAUCGAAUUUCAAUACAGAUUCGGUUAAUCUAUAUCCCACACAGAGUAGUAUAUCAGAAUCCUCUCCGAUUACUGACACGUCAUCGAAAUUCGAUGAAAAAAUCCAGAAUAUAACUCCAGAAAUAAAUAGAAAAGAUGACGAAGCAGUAACGUUAUCAAAUGCCAGCACUGAAAUAGUUGAUCCGAAUCUAACGUCAGUGUUAAAUGAUGCACCAGUGAUUACAGAUAGCUCGAGGAACGAUGAUUCUGAUGUAUUAUCCUCUACAUCGGCACCUGUAAUUUUGCCACAAGCAGCUGAUGAUGAGCCUACCACAGAAGAAUUAUCCGAAGCUAUUCCUUCGGUAGAUAGUAAAUUUGCAGACACUAGCUUUUCUACGUCGGAUGGACUUGAAAGUGUUUCUACGCAGAAUUUACCCGAAAAUACUGACGAUUUAACACCAACGACGAGAUCCACUUUGAUUUCGAGAGAUACACCUAUGGAUAUCGCAGCAAUACCUUCCAUACAAGAUCCACCUAUUUCAGACACAGAUUUGGUAAUGGAAAAUGAUAAGGAUAGCACGGAAGCAUCUCCUGCUUCUUUCACUGAAUGAGAUGCUCUAAUUAUAUAAAUAUAUCCUCUAAAAAUAAAUUCAUAAAUUAGAACUUUCGUUAAAUUAUAUGAUAUAUCAUGAAGAGGUAUAUACAUGUAUAUAAUAUGAAUAUUAUAUAUAUAGAUAAAAUAAUAAUUUAUUGAAUAACGAUUUAUAAUUUGAUUCCUGUUUCUGAGGUAGUUACGAAUAAUUUAUAUAGUAUAUAGUAUAUAAAUCCAUUUUCGUAUACGUACAUCAAAGUAUAGAGAGAAAAAAUUACUUUACAAAACAGGAAAAAUUCAAUAAAAAAUAAUACCCUCUUACCGAUUCACAACCGUUUGUACCAAUAAUUUUCUAAGUCUUAUCACUAUUACAUGUUCUCUUUUUCUUGCUCGUUAAUGAGUGUGUAAUAUACUCCUUUCCGUUUAAUCAAUUCCGAAUGCGUGCCCAACUAAAAAAAAAAA
This is a messenger RNA of Monomorium pharaonis (pharaoh ant), 5603 nucleotides long. RefSeq names its product mucin-3A. The record is from RefSeq and is a predicted model, not a curated record. The coding region runs from base 388 to 5160 and encodes 1590 amino acids. NCBI's taxonomy places the organism in Eukaryota, Metazoa, Arthropoda, Insecta, Hymenoptera, Formicidae. The transcript has 2 exons. Gene Ontology annotation, molecular function: chitin binding. Gene Ontology annotation, cellular component: extracellular region.